AUGCGUCUCAGCUUGUUCCUUCUCACUAUUCUGACCGUGUAUGUCGGUCAGAUAUUCGCGAAUCAAUCGAAACACUGGGCUGUGCUUUUGGCUGGAUCGAACGGUUGGGGGAAUUAUCGGCAUCAGUCGGACGUCGCUCACGCUUACCGGCUGAUGCGUGCAAACAACAUUCUCCCGGAAAACAUAAUCACCAUGAUGUACGAUGAUGUGGCCUGGGAUCACAACAAUCCGUUCCCGGGAAAUUUGUUCCAGGACUACGCACACACCGAUAUUUAUGCUGGUAUCACUGUGGAUUAUAAGGGUGCGGAUGUCACUGUGGACAAUUUCCUCAAAGUGUUGAAAGGUGACGCGACAAUGAAAGCGGCCGGAAAGAAAGUGCUCCAGUCGGGACACAAUGAUAAUGUCUUCAUCUUCAUGGCCGGUCAUGGCGGAGUUGGAAAGUUUUGUUUCCCAAACAAACAGCACACAUUGUCACAAUGGACCGUGAAUCAGCAGGUGGCCAAGGUGAAACCAUUGGUUAAAGAUAGCACUGUAUCGACCUACGGUGACGCGUCUGUGGCCGCAUUGGCACUAUCCGAAUUUCAAUCGAAAGGAAAUAGCAGGAUGAAUAUAUCACGUCUGACUGAGCCGUACUCUAACGCCGUGGAUACAGUGUCUGAGGACCAGGUGCAUUUGUUCCAGCUAGAACGUCAACUGAAUGUGGAGCAGUCGCCGGAAAGGCUUGCGUUAGCUCGUCGUCGGUUGCAUCGUGCUACACAGCUGGCAAGCUUGGCCACAGAGACGGUCGCUGAGAUUGUGGAGCUGGUCCGAGAAACUGCCACCCCGUCACACCCACGUACCGACAUUUACGACACACUGGAUUGUCAGAACACAAUUGAAGAACAGUUUGAGAAUAAAUGCUUCAGCACUGAUCAGGUUCCUGAACUCGCGUACGAACUGCCCAAGUUUUAUCGACUGUGUGAGCGUGGUUACGAUGCCAAUGUGGUAGUUCAAACAAUAUUUGACAGAUGUGCUCGUAUUGGUACAGCCUACUACCAAGAAAAGAAAAGUACCUAUGUGAAGGUUAGCAUGGAGAAAUGA
Echinostoma caproni is the source of this 1080-nucleotide messenger RNA. The record is from the annotation of a GenBank genome assembly. NCBI's taxonomy places the organism in Eukaryota, Metazoa, Platyhelminthes, Trematoda, Plagiorchiida, Echinostomatidae.